Trematomus bernacchii (emerald rockcod) is the source of this 6542-nucleotide messenger RNA. It is a transcript of the gene capn15, whose product is annotated as calpain 15. The record is from RefSeq and is a predicted model, not a curated record. Gene Ontology annotation, molecular function: calcium-dependent cysteine-type endopeptidase activity. Gene Ontology annotation, cellular component: cytoplasm. Gene Ontology annotation, biological process: proteolysis. Lineage: Eukaryota; Metazoa; Chordata; Actinopteri; Perciformes; Nototheniidae.
UGCUCCUUGGAGAUUCCCCUUCCUUCCUGGGCUGUUUGAGGUAAACCUCCACGGUCGCAUCAGUCUCGUGAAUACCUGACGGAGUGGAAAGCUAACUGUACAUGUAACGUGUUUGUCACACAUGUGUGAAACAUGCGGAAGCAGCGGACAGCGCGAAGCUAGAGCCUGGAGAGGUUACGGUGGCUAAAGUACAACCCGGGAGGAACUUAUCGUCUCCAUGGCUGCGAAAAGUUAACGCACAGACGGUUGGAAAACAGGCAUAAUUCCCCUUCGACCGACUUAAGCCACUCUCACUCCCCUGGCUCCAUGGCAGCGGCGGUGCGAGGCAGCGAGUGGUCAUGUGGACGCUGCACCUUCUUAAAUGCCGGCGCCGCCCCUCGCUGCUCCAUCUGUGAGGCGCCGCGCCAGAAACCCGACCUGAACCAGAUCCUGCGUCUGAGCAGCACCGAGGAGCACCGCUGGGCCUGCCCCCGCUGUACGCUCAACAACUCCCAGGGGUCCGGAGCCUGCACCGUGUGUGGCUUCGGACCCUCCCCUACCACCCCUACCCCCCCUACCACCACCAUAGCUGCCACAGCCAACGGCCUUCCACCUGCUCCCACCGAACCUCCAACACCUAUCGUCACCCCGAUGGUUCUCCUCGAGCCCCAUGGACAGCAUCCGGCUAAAGAGGAAGUGCUGCGCCGAUCCGAGAGCAACGGAGAGGUGUGUGUCCUGGAGGGGCAUCACUCCGGGUGGGCUUGCCCUCGCUGCACGCUCCACAACACCCCAGUGGCUCUGUCAUGCUCAGCCUGUGGCGGCCCCAGGAAACUGUCUUUACCUAAAAUCCCCCCUGAGUCGCUAGUGGUGCCUGAGGUGCGCACACCUGUACUGGGGUUUCCCGUCCACACAGCAGGGGCUGCCCCGCUACUUAUAGACCUAACGGACGACUCUCCCCCGGCCCCCCCCUGUGACCCUCAAGAACCUCCGAACGUCCCCUCGCAGCCCCUCGCCUCCCCUUUUACGUCCUUCUCCUCCUCCCUCCAUAACAACCCUGUGCCCCGCAGCAGGAGAGAGGUGCCCCCCCCAGGGCGCCCUACAAACCCGGGCCCCAACACCCCGAGCCCCACCUCCCCCUCAGCAGCCGGUGUGCCCCCCCAGCCAGGCCCACAGCGGCCGGCCAAGCCCAAACACGCACAACCCCAGGAACCUUCGUACCCCAGCAAACGCCUCAGUAUCUUGGAGGAAGAAGACCACCCGCUGAACCCCCAUCUCCCUGUUGCUUCCUCAGGGGCCCCCAGCUGGAAGUGCCCUAGCUGUGCCCUGACCAACCCAGGUAGCUCGUCGAAGUGCGACACCUGCCGCUCCUCCAGAGCUGGGGCUGACCUCAUUGACCUGGUGGGCUGUGAGUCGGUACGGUUUACCCCCGCCAGCCCCUCCAGCCCGGACUUCAGCACCUGGGCCUGCUCCAAGUGCACGCUGCGCAACCCCACAGGGGCCCCCAAGUGCUCGGCAUGCGGUUCCUCCAAGCUGCACGGCUUUCAGGAGCAGCCCCUGCCUCGCUGCUGCACACACUGCGGCGCCGCGCCAUGCUCCUGCACACCUUCCUCCUCCUCGGGUCAUAAAGCACGGAAACAGGCCCGCGGCUACCCUUCCUCCUCCUCUGCUAUCGCUUCUUCUAGCUCCUCCUCCUCCUCCUCCUCCAUCAUCUCAUCGAGCCUCCAGGAGAAGGUGGGACAGUGGAGCUGCCCAGCAUGCACCUUGCUCAACGACCUCAAGUCCAAGAACUGUGCAGCGUGCCACACGCCGCAGCAGUACCUCACCCUCCGUAAGGUGGCGAAGCCUCUGAAGAGGAGGGAGAGCAUGCAUGUGGACGCCCGGCGGCGAAAUGAUGAAGGCGAGGCCAAGGAGCUUUUGGAGAACAUAGUCAGCUUCUGCAGAGAGAACUCGGUGAACUUUGUGGACGACAGUUUCCCCCCCGGUCCUCGCUCCGUGGGCUUCCCCGAGGGCGACAGCGUCCAGCAGCGCAUCAAAAAGUGGCUCCGCCCCCACGAGAUCAACUGCAGCAACUUCAAAGAUCGAGGCGUCAAGUGGUCCGUCUUCCGCACGCCACGGCCCUCUGACAUCCUGCAAGGCCUGCUGGGAAACUGCUGGUUCCUGAGCGCGCUGGCGGUGCUGGCGGAGCGUCCCGAGCUGGUGGAGAGGGUGAUGAUCACCAGGACUAUCUGCCAGGAGGGGGCCUACCAGGUCCGGUUGUGUAAAGACGGCACGUGGACGACGGUGCUGGUGGACGACAUGCUGCCCUGCGACGACUACGGAUACCUCCUAUUCUCCCAGGCUCAGAGGAAGCAGCUAUGGGUGGCGCUGAUAGAGAAGGCCCUGGCCAAACUCCAUGGCUCCUACUUUGCCCUGCAGGCGGGGCGCGCCAUCGAGGGCCUGGCCACGCUGACGGGGGCUCCCUGCGACUCCCUGAUGCUGCAGGUCAGCUCCACCAACCCCCGGGAGGAGCCCAUCGACACCGACCUCAUCUGGGCCAAGAUGCUCAGCUCCAAGGAGGCAGGGUUUCUGAUGGGCGCGUCUUGUGGAGGAGGCAACAUGAAGGUAGACGACGUUGUGUACGAGUCUCAUGGUCUGCGGCCCCGACACGCGUACUCCAUCCUGGACGUACGAGAGGUGCAGGGUUACAGGUUGUUGCGGCUGCGUAACCCGUGGGGACGCUUCUCGUGGAACGGAAACUGGUCGGACGAGUGGACAGAGUGGCCGCAGAACCUGAGGCACGAGCUGAUGGCCCACGGCAGCAGUGAGGGGGUCUUCUGGAUGGAGUACAGUGACUUUAUAAAGUACUUUGACUCCGUGGACAUCUGUAAGAUCCACUCUGACUGGCAGGAAGUGAGGCUGCAGGGCUGCUUCCCCAGCAAGGCCAGUGGCCCGGUCACCGUCACAGCGCUCACCGUGCUGGAGAGGACGGCGCUGGAGUUUGCUCUCUUCCAGGAGGGAAGCAGGCGUUCGGACACAGCGGACAGCCACCUGCUGGACCUGUGCAUCAUGGUGUUCCGUGCGUCCUUCGGCAGCGGCAACAAGCUGACUCUGGGCCGCCUGUUGGCCCACAGCAAGCGAGCCGUGAAGAAGUUUGUGGGCUGCGAUGUGAUGCUGGAGCCGGGGGAGUACGCUGUCGUCUGCUGCGCCUUCAACCACUGGCAGAUGAACGUCAGUGGGACGCCAGUGGGAGGUCCACCCACACCCAUCUCCAGUCCUACCAGCGCAGCAGCACGGCGGCCCAGCAACGACUUCCCCGGCUACAUCCUCGCCAUCUACAGCUCCAGACAGGUGAUGGUGGAGCAGGUGGAGGCCAUGGCCACCACGCUGGCCGACGCCAUCAUCCUGCUCACGGAGAACAAAGGCGAAAGACAUGAGGGCCGCGAGGGCAUGACGUGCUACUACCUGACCCACGGGUGGGCGGGGCUUAUCGUGGUGGUGGAGAACCGCCACCCCAAAUACUACCUCCACGUCUCCUGUGACUGCACUGACAGCUUCAACGUGGUGUCCACGCGCGGCAGCCUCAAAACCAUCGACAGCGUGCCCCCUCUGCACAGGCAGGUGCUGGUGGUGCUCUCCCAGCUAGAAGGAAACGCCGGCUUCUCCAUCACACACCGCCUGGCUCACCGUAAAGCAGCCCAGGCCUCUCUGGGGGACUGGACCCCCACCAAGGCCACCCACAGCCCCGAGCUCACCCCGGACAUCGACGGUCUGCACCGCCCCCGGCCGCUAUGACCACCGCCCUCCGUCUCACACACACACUCAGACUCUUAUCCAAUGAACUGUCAGACCACUGGAAACCCAGGCGGGGGGGGGCGGGGGUCGUGUGCAGCCCUGAAUGGUGGAGAAAGAUGUGUAUUUGUGUGUCCCUUUGGGUGAACACACACCUUGAAUGUAAAUGGGCAGCGUUUGUGUGUCCUUCUAAGGCUCCAUAAAUGCUUUCAUCCGCGAUCUCUCCCUCGCCAUAGGGGACGUGCCAUGUCAGGAUGAAAUGAGGGAAGCGGGGGCCACGUGAAGUGACCCCGGACUUACUUAAGGAACUAUUUUUCACCCGGGGGCACCUAACGGGAUCCAGUUCAGACUACUUAACAUUCUGGUACGAGCGCUGUACGUGGAAGGGAUGUCCUAUAUCCUUCACAGGAGUCAGGGUGGAGUGCCGUAACUACUGAGCCAUUUUCCGGCCCACAAACUAUGAGCCAAUCACCCGCAGCGAUCAGACACUAACCCCCAUGUCGUCUACGAGGACAGCUAACUAAGUCGGAGACUUCAGGGGGGGGAGGGGUUUAUCUCGCCCCGGCCCUCCCUACGGUACUUAAUGAGCCAAAUCCAUAUUCAUGUUUUUUUAAUCAAGAUAAUACACGUCGGUCUUACUUGUUUUAUACAACGCCCUUGUUGCUGUCUUGUCCAUAUUUGUGUUUUUUGAGGUCGUAUAAAAAAAAGCCAUCAGUACUGUCUGUCAUCGUCAUCGCAGUGCUGUCUCGCACUCCCCGAGCUCAGGACCAAACACAGCUGGAGUCAAGCUAAACCUCGAGAUGAUAGCUGGAGAAGCAUCUCUUAUUGUAAACUCUGGUUUAGAUGGGUUUUUAUCUUGUGAAAUACUGACACAUUUUAGAUUCCCUUAAUUGUGUUUUGCGUUUUCCCUACAGAAAACAGCCACUGUAACUCCCUUCUUCCCCUUCUUCAUCUCCUCUCAGCCUCAGUGUUGGGGGGCAAACGCUGUAGGCGAGUCAUUUAAUGACCAGCUUUGUAGAUCACCCCUCGGGCCUGCUGGCUUCUCUCAUCCAGUUCAGCCGUCGCUAUACAUCUUCACACAGAAAUCCCACCCUCUACAGAAGUUGUAUGAAUGCUUCUUGCACUCUUAGAUUGUGAACCCCUAAAAUAUGUGUCUCGAUACUGAAGGUCAGCUGUCUGUUUCUCACAGUAUUUCGGUGUACACUUUAGUGUGCUGAGGGAGUAGCAGAGUCGCUGUUUGAACAGUCACUUUGCCACAGAAGAGCUCUUACGUUGAGCUGCACAGUUUACUUUGGGAGGUCAGGGACCAUUUUUGUUUGCUUGUGUGCAGCACGAACAUCUGGGCCGUCCUCCCACUAGAAUACUCCCGACCGCACAUAAACGACAAGUGGAGUCCUCGUUUAAUAACAAAUUCACAUUUUAGUCAGACUGCAUGCACAUAACAAGAGAGAGAAGGGACCCCUGAGACAUUUUGUGACACAGAAAAUAAGUGGAGUUCCCGCUGCAAAGGAUGGGCUGCCUACAGCUGUUUUUACGAAGGUCCUCUUUCCAUUCCUCCAGUGUCAAAGCCAUUACUCCUGCUUCACUAAGGAUCAUUCAGGCCUCACCAUGGCAACAUAGAUGUUUCAUUCAUCCGAGAGAGGGAACGAUGAAUGCGGUACUACAGUAACGGGAUGGAGUGUGACUCUUUUCCAAGUCAAAGUUGAUGUCUUGUUAUUGUGUGGGGAUAAACUUGAAAGCUGAAAUUGCUCGAGCACUCAUACAAUGGUAGGGGAAAAAAGCUUCUUUAUUAUGUCAAGAUCAUAGUUUCCACAUGAAAUGAUUCAGUUAAGGACUUAAACUCAGCUACCUUGAGUUGAAAAAGUGCCGAAUCGUGCUUCAUCUCAUGAGAAUUGUCUUUUCUUUCCUUAUGGUUUACAGUAAACGGCAGCACUGUGUCCCGUAUGCUUGCAGUCUUACUUACUUCGCACAAACACGACUUGCAGGCUGUCAUCCUCAUAUGAAAACUACUCCAGCAGUGUGGCGUUUCUUUGCUGAAACCCGAAGCUGAAGUAACUGUAAAUAUGUUUUCCAAAGAAACAUACCGUGUAAUAAUGACCACUCUCAGAUGUCUGUGUGGUCGCAGCACAGCAGCUGUGAACUUUAAUUUAUUUGUAUAAGUGAUUUGCAGGCCUGUUGUCAAAAUGAUCAUUGCUGAAUACUGGUAUGACGGAUAAAGGAAUGUGAUAAUGUACCGGCGUUACAUUGAGCCCAGAGGGGUUAGCUUGACCAGAAAUGAACCUGCACUGAAACAACCUGCAAUGACGAGGCACCUCAAAGACAUUCAGUGUCACCGCUGGAUCACUUUACAUGAGAUUUUGUUUUAUACAACGUUUUUUUUGUCAUAAUUGUCAUCUUGGCUCUUUGCUGGUGAACCUACUCCUCUUCUGUGAAGUUGUGGUGCUGACUCUUCUGUGCGUCAGGGGCGCCCCCUGCUGCCGGAGAGGAAAACACAACGCCUUGUUUCUUUCCAUUCGUCUGCUUCCCUCCGUGUAAAUUGUACAGAAUGCAGACUUAAGCCACAUAAAAGAUAGAAAAUGGAGAGGAGGGAUACAUCACUGACCCUUUUAAACUUGUAUGAUAGUAGAAACAAUUAAGAAAUUCAACCUAACGCUGAAAAAAAAUGAACUCUAAUGAAUGUGAUAUAUAUUUUAUUGAUCUUUUUCUGGGAGGGGAAUAUGAGAAUAUGUGUACAAACAAUGUAUGUUUAAUUUUUAAUCUCAGGUUCCGACGGACCAAAUAAAUUUUUUAAAUUA